AUGGCAAAGCACGACAUACAACCUGCAAGCGAUGCUAGUCCCACAGAUGCCGCAGUACAACCCACCAAAAAACACGGAGACAAGGAAUGGAUGGCCUCGGACAAGGAUGCUGCGGCCAUUCCGGAGAACAACAUGUGGCUGGUAGUGCCGAGUCUGAUGCUCGUCAUGUUCCUAGCAGCGCUCGACCAGACGAUCGUGACCACCGCUCUGCCGACGAUAGCGAGUCACUUUAAUGCUACUCCUGGCGAGUACAGUUGGGUGGGUACGAGCUACCUCUUGGUGGCGACCAUCAUGGUACCCGACAUCGUCGGCCGCAAGACCUUGAUGAUCCCGGGUAUCUUUGCUUUCCUCAUCGGUUCCGCGCUUUGCGGGGCGGCGAAGUCGAUGACCUGGUUGAUCGGCGCGAGGGCUAUGCAAGGGUUCGGUGGAGGGUCGAUCAUCAGUCUUACGCAGAUUAUCAUUGGGGAUAUCGUACCGUUACAUAAGCGAGGGGCGACAAACUCGUGGACGGGAUCCAUAUGGGGAAUCGCAUCCGUCAUGGGUCCUCUAUUCGGAGGCUUGAUCUGCGAACGAACCAGCUGGCGUUGGAUCUUUUUCAUCAACCUCCCCGCAUGUGGAUUGGCCAUCCCGGCCUUGUACUUCAGCCUCAACUUGCCGCCGAGGAAGAAGACCACCUGGAGCGAGUUGUCGAGGACGUUCGACUUUAUCGGACUCGUACUCAUCAUGUCCGGAUGCGCUUGCCUCGUCGUCGGGUUCUCCAGCGCGAGCGACAACGGUUGGGGUCAGAAACAGACCAUCGCACUGCUCGUCGUCGGCUUCGUCCUCUUCGUAGCCAGUCUCGUCAACUUCAUGGUCACGAAGCGUAACGCCAUCGUACCGCCACGUCUCCUGAGGACGAGGACGACCGUGUUCUGGUUGUUGUGCAGCACGUUGCAUGCAACGGCCUUUUUGUCGGCGUCGUUCUAUUUUCCAGUGUUCUAUCAAGGAAUCGAGAAUGCUAGUCCUCUCAUGAGCGGAGUCUACGUCCUGCCAUUCUCUCUCGUCGUAUCUAUCGGUACAAUCAUCGCCGGGCAACUCAACACCCGACUCCGGAUCGUCCGACCUGUAGUCUGGGUCGGAUACGCGAUCUCUGCGCUCGGAUACGGACUCUGUAUCAAGUACCUCCAGUAUGGCGGGGGCAUUGCCAAUCAGAUCGUCAUCCUGAUCGUCCUCGGCCUAGGGGUCGGGCUUUCACUAGCAGUACCUCUCUUGUGCCUACAAGCGGCAAUGCCGUUGAAAGAGAUGGCCGCAUCCACUUCGGCGUGGCUACUCACCAGGUCUCUAGGAGGCACGCUGGGUAUCGCCAUCUUCCAGGCCGUGAUUACUACCGGGCUCGAGUCAAGAUUCCCCAAGUUGGAGGGGUAUGGUACCCAAUUUCAGAUCCCGCAUGAUCUCGAAGGAUAUCACCGGAUUCACAACCUGCCGGAAGGCCCUACCAGAGAAGCGGCCUUGUCUGCCUUUUCGGAUUCACUCAGGGUACGUCUAGUCCACGUCAUUGGCGUUAAAAGUGAACUCACCGGAACGAUUUGCCCAUGUUUAGCUCUUGUGGAUCAUCUGGACGCCAAUGAUGGGCGUGGCACUGCUAGUGAGUCACAACCCCUGCCGACCAAUCGUGUAAAGGCAGGAUGCUAA
Filobasidium floriforme is the source of this 1671-nucleotide messenger RNA. RefSeq names its product major facilitator superfamily domain-containing protein. Bases 1 to 1671 code for a protein of 556 amino acids. The record is from RefSeq and is a predicted model, not a curated record. The transcript is spliced from 9 exons. Gene Ontology annotation, molecular function: transmembrane transporter activity. NCBI's taxonomy places the organism in Eukaryota, Fungi, Basidiomycota, Tremellomycetes, Filobasidiales, Filobasidiaceae. Gene Ontology annotation, biological process: transmembrane transport.